AUGGACGAGGUGUCGGACAACCGGCAUACUGUGAUCAUUGAAGCCAGUCAGCUUGCUGGCGGCUCUUCAGGCAAGGCGGGAGGUCUUGUUGCCACAUGGGCAGAUCCACAAUGUAUCGCACCGCUCAGUCAUCAGCUUCACACCCAAUUGUCGGAGGAGCAUAACGGCCAAAGACGUUGGGGUUAUCGGAGCGUUCAUUGUGCUGAUGUGGACGCCAUGGGAGAGGCUGUUGGGCAUGUGACAACAGAGCAGAAUGGAUCUCAGUUCCACCCUCACGCUAUGUCUGCGCCUAAGGCUGCCGAUCUUCCGCCGAAAUUGAAUUGGAUCAUACCUGAAAGCAUAACGUCGUACAGUGAGCUGGGAACUCCGGAAGACACAGGACAGGUGCACCCAUACCUGUUCACAACCAGCAUAGCCUCUUUAGCGGAACAGAGAGGCGUCAAGAUCAUUCUCGGCACGGUGAAGAAGAUCAAUUACUCGCGGGAUGGUAGAAAGGCUGAGUCGGUGACCUAUAAUUUGAAAAACACUUCCGGAAUGCACACACUCCUAGCUACGGAUAUCGUGAUUGCUACCGGCCCAUGGACCAAAUUUUUGUAUCCAGCUGCUCCCAUCAAAGAGUCGAGGAACCACAGCAUCGUCGUUCGUCCGGCAAAUCCUACAUCGGCAUAUGUGCUCUUUCCCGAGCUCCAUCCGAAGGUUCCCCAGAAGCGCAUACCUCCAGAGAUAUACUCUCGACCAGAUGGAACGAUCUAUUCAUGUGGGCCUAGUGAUGACGACGUUCCAUUGCCCGAGACCAGCGACUUGGUCCAUGUUAACCAAGAAGUCUGUGAUACCAUUUACAAAGAUAUCAGCAGUAUAUCACACGAGAUACGGAACGGAGAGGUCUUGAUCAAUCAGGCUUGUUACCGACCCAUUGUCCAGGGCAGAAAUCGUGACAUUGGGCCUCUUGUAGGACCAACAGGUAUACGAUCUUUGUGGCUGGCUGCGGGCCAUGAUUCGUGGGGCAUUCAAAACGGUCCAGCAACAGGGAAGAUCAUGAGUGAGAUGCUACUUGAAGGAGAGGUGCGAAGUGCAGAGGUGGCAAGUUUAGAUCCAAGGAAAAUGCUCAAUGUACCUUAG
Molecule: messenger RNA, 1119 nt
Organism: Letharia lupina
Lineage: Eukaryota; Fungi; Ascomycota; Lecanoromycetes; Lecanorales; Parmeliaceae
Exons: 2
Coding region: 1-1119 (372 amino acids)
Biological process (GO): retrograde transport, endosome to Golgi
Cellular component (GO): cytoplasm; late endosome
Molecular function (GO): oxidoreductase activity
Source: RefSeq, a predicted model, not a curated record